CAGAUAGCGAGGCUCCUUUCAGCGCCACAGCGCGGGCAGCUGAGGCUCUAUGUGUGGGAGGGACUUACGGAGAGCUCCCCUCGGUGCAGCCUGCCGCCACAGCAUCGAGCAGGGAGAGAAUCUAUUCAAAGCAUAUUCACUGAUAAGGCUCUUUUAUCUGUCCCCGUUAUGUGCUCUGGCCCGCUUUAAAGUGUCUACGAAGAGAGGAAGGCGGAAGCGAUGCUGAAGUAGCGCGGGAUGCUGUGGAGUGAAAACAUCGUGGGAGGAAGGCUCAGAGUGAACCAGCGGGUGGUGAAACACGAAUGGCUUCUCCCGCUGAUGAGAGAGGCAAACUGCCCGAUUCUCCCAAAGUCCUUGACCGGGUAUCCAGCACGCUGCAAGUCCGCAAGUCGGGCGGAUCAACAGGAGGAGCGCACCCAGGGGAGGUCGGCUGUAACCCGGCCCGCAGCUGCCAUGGCCGGUGUCAUUCAGCGCCAAGGACGGCGCCGCGCAAGGGAGGCGCAGAGGUUAAACUCGGUCACCUCGGCGAGGAGAAAGUCCGGGUUUGUUGCGACGAGGAAUUAGAGACAUCUUUCACGUAUAUUGAUGAGAAUGUCAACCUGCGACUGGCCAGCCCGGAGACUAGUUGUAAAAGUACUCACAGACCCGUGCGCAACGGCGAGCCUUGCUCCGAGACUAUACCAGAGUUUUCCUUUAUGUCCGAGGACGAUCUCUCUUUCGGGGAGGGCCCCGGGACUUCUAUAGACUAUGGCUUUAUCAGUGCUGUCACCUUCUUGGUGACCGGGAUCUCCUUGGUGAUCAUCUCCUACGCCGUGCCUCGGGAUGUGGUGGUGGACCGUGACAGCGUGUCGGCGAGGGAGAUGGAGAGGCUGGAGAUGGAGAGCGCCCGGAUAGGCGCCCACCUGGAUCGGUGCGUCAUAGCGGGACUGUGCCUGCUCACGCUGGGCGGCGUGGUGCUCUCCACGCUGCUGAUGAUCUCCAUGUGGAAGGGAGAGAUGUACAGGAGGAAGGUCAUCGCUUAUUCUAAGCGUUCAGCCAAACUGUAUGGCUCUAUCAGCCUGAAAACUAGAUCCAGUCCCAGCCACUCUUCAGUGCAUCUGUCCCUGGAGGAGGACGUAGAGGAAACUUUGGCUUAAAAUGCUGCUCUGUGUACAAACCUUUUGUGUAUAAAAGGAAUUAAUGCCAUUCACACCCUUACUAACAUAUUGUAGCCUAAAACUGUAUUCAUACAUUCAAAGUGUGAGUCUGAAACACAUUUGUCUUAUGCUGUAAAAAUAGCUUGAAUGCUGUAUUGUAGGCCUAUAUCCACGUGGCAAACAGAAAGGACAAGAAAACCACUCAAAUGCAAAUUGAGGAAUUGCCUGAUAAACAUUAUGUGGUAUCAAAUAGUUCCCAAAUGAUUUCAAAUGCUACCGAACCAUAAAAGUGACCCAAGAGAAUAAGAGCUUUUUGUGUCAUA
Molecule: messenger RNA, 1459 nt
Organism: Perca fluviatilis (European perch)
Lineage: Eukaryota; Metazoa; Chordata; Actinopteri; Perciformes; Percidae
Product: transmembrane protein 74
Exons: 2
Coding region: 303-1136 (277 amino acids)
Source: RefSeq, a predicted model, not a curated record